Galendromus occidentalis (western predatory mite) is the source of this 714-nucleotide messenger RNA. Its product is annotated as microfibrillar-associated protein 1. The transcript has 3 exons. Lineage: Eukaryota; Metazoa; Arthropoda; Arachnida; Mesostigmata; Phytoseiidae. The coding region runs from base 58 to 714 and encodes 218 amino acids. Gene Ontology annotation, biological process: vesicle-mediated transport; intracellular protein transport. Gene Ontology annotation, molecular function: structural molecule activity. The record is from RefSeq and is a predicted model, not a curated record. Gene Ontology annotation, cellular component: clathrin coat of trans-Golgi network vesicle; clathrin coat of coated pit.
ACGGACUGCUCCGGCGGUGAUUCGAGCGAUUGGAUCGAGAGAAUAUCAAGCGUGAAAAUGACCGAUGCCGUUGAACAACAACUGGAUCCUUCGGGAACUUCUCCAGACAACGCGGAGGAAACGCGCGACGGAGGCGUGCAAAGUGAAUUUCCUCUCGGGUGCACCGGAAGCCCAGAACUUCCGGAAUCGGCCAAGGAUGAAAUAUCAGAUGCGUCGAAUGACGCAGAUGAAGAACCUGUACCCACGUCAGAGAGAACCAAUUCGGGGGGCCGAGACAGCAUCAGUUUGCAACGAGUGGCCAGCGUUGAGGAAAUCAGCCGUGCGAUGGCCAAAGCGGAAAAGUCCCGGCCGAGGAGGAGACGUCAAGAAUCCGAAACCAUGCAGAAAUGGAAAGAAGAAUUCGAGGAAAGGCUCAAAAAGAAAGACGAACUCGAGUCUGAAGCUAUAGAGCAGCUCCGCAUCCAAGCAGACAACGAGAAAACGCAAUGGUACGAACAAUGGCGGAAAGAACUAGCUGAGAGACGGAAGCAACACAUGCGCGAACGAGAAGAAGCCUCCGAUCAGGUGGACGAGGACGUUUGGAUCAAAAUGAGUAGGCUGGCGAAAUCUUUAAACAGUCGGAAAAACUCACAAGAUCUCAACAGAUUGAAGGCUUUCUCAAGGCUUCUGGACGACCCUCCGAGAACCUAUGGCGCCGUCCCCAUGACAAGAUGA